Wasmannia auropunctata (little fire ant) is the source of this 2396-nucleotide messenger RNA. Its product is annotated as histone demethylase UTY-like. The coding region runs from base 612 to 2087 and encodes 491 amino acids. Gene Ontology annotation, cellular component: MLL3/4 complex. Gene Ontology annotation, molecular function: RNA polymerase II cis-regulatory region sequence-specific DNA binding; histone H3K27me2/H3K27me3 demethylase activity; chromatin DNA binding. Gene Ontology annotation, biological process: regulation of gene expression. The transcript is spliced from 3 exons. The record is from RefSeq and is a predicted model, not a curated record. NCBI's taxonomy places the organism in Eukaryota, Metazoa, Arthropoda, Insecta, Hymenoptera, Formicidae.
AGACAAUAAGAAAAAUUACUAUUAUCUUCUUUACUUUUCUUACUGAGGAAAUAAUCCUCCUCAUUUAUCCGAUUUUUUGGGGUGUUCCGCGCUAAAAAUAGUUUCAAAUCUUGUCAUACGUGAAAUCUGCAUAAAAUUUUGUAAGAAUUUUAUUUCAUAUCUCCGUUUCGUAUUUGCAUAGUCAUGUCUUAGAUAGGGAAUUAUUUCGAGCAUUUAUGGCAUAAUAAUAAUAUAAAAAUAUUGCCGGGCAAGUGAUAUGAUUAUUUGGGGAAUAAGGAACGACGCUAUGUCCGAUGAUUAUUGUUUAUCUGUAGUAGCAAAAAAUUUCUAACAGGAUAUUUAAACCAAAUAGCUUUAGUGUGUGUGGGGGGGGGGAGGCCGUUUAUAUUAUUGAACCUAUGUCCUUUGUAUCCGCAUCACUUUACCUUCAAAUCCAAUAUCAAAUGUGUUAGCAAGAACAGUCGCAGUUCGUUAGUGGUUGUGAGAACAAUAGAGAAUUUUAACUAGUAUACACGUAUUUCUUAUCUUGCAAAGAGUCUGUAUUUCCUGCUUUUUAUAAUUUUAAUUUAAUUAUCCAUCCAGACGGCAGUUGAAAGAGAAAAUAAAUCUCAAUGAACGCCUCAGAGAUUAUCAAGCUGUGCAAAGGUAAGGGGCUGAACGGUGUGCCGAAGUGUUCGUUAGUAAGCAAUUGUUUGCCGCCAGAGCCGAUCAACCAACGAUUAACGGAAGAGCAAUUGUCGCCGCCGGUACCGAGCUAUCACGUGAACAGCAGAACGGAUGCAUUCCAUCCGAAGCUGCAGAGAACCUGCCUGGAUUGUCCCGUUGCCGUGAUACGCAAUCUCACGGCAACGCUCGAGAUCAAUCUGGACCUUUAUUCGACUAAGACUCUGGUUGAGACACGGCCAAAUACGAAAAUCGACAUACGCGAGCAGAGAAGAUACGCUUUUGAUGAGAAUUGGGACGAGGAGAGGAGAAAGAAGAACUGGGCGUGCACCAGUAAAAUGAGUUACAUGACGAUCAGCAAGUACGCGAAAUAUCAAACCGACAGGCUUCUCGAGGAAGAUCAAACUCUACUCGAGGAAAAUCGAAAUCCCAACUUGUCUACUUUCGACGGGCCCGACAAAGUGACCGAACGCAACAAGACGGUGAAAUUCGCUACGAAUGUGGACCUAUCGAAGCCAUGCUGGAAACCGCAGUUGAACGAAUUAACGAAGUUACCAUCCUUGUUCAAGGUGGAAUGUGCCGACAAUAUGCUUAGCUACAUGUGCCGCGAUCUCCUAGGGAUGAAUACCGUACAGUUAUACAUGAAGGUACCCGGCUGCAGAACGACCGGUCAUCAAGAGAAUAACAAUUUCUGCUCCGUCAACAUUAACAUCGGACCGGGUGACUGCGAAUGGUUCGCGGCGCCGCACGAGUACUGGGGCGUGAUAAAUUCACUCUGCGAGCGAAACGGCGUCGAUUAUCUGCGUGAUCCCUGGUGGCCGCCGAACCUGGAUGUUCUGCGCGAGAAUAACGUCCCGGUGUACCGAUUCGUUCAGAAACCGGGCGAUAUCGUGUGGGUGAACGUCGGCUGCGUGCAUUGGGUGCACGCGAUCGGCUGCUGCAAUAACAUCGCGUGGAACGUCGGCCCGUUCACCGUCAAACAAUAUCAGACAGCGAUAGAACGUUACGAGUGGAACAAGCUGCGGCAGUACCUGUCGAUCGUGCCGAUGGUGGAGCUUUCGUGGAACCUGGCGCGCAAAGCUAAAGUGUCGAAUCAGCUGUUGUAUCAGCUGAUCAAAAACUGCCUGUCGAACACGAUGAAACAAAAUUAUUUGACGCUGGAGUUAAUAGAGAGCAAGGGUCUGACAGUGAAAAAAUACGCUGACGAGUGCGAAAACGAUGAGACGGCUUAUUGUGAAGACUGCGCUGCUGAGAUAUUCAAUAUAAUAAUCUGCAAGCGCAAGAGCAAGAAGACGAAGACACAUCUGGUAUAUUGCCUGGACUGCGCGCUGAAGCAGUCUACUUCGCUGGAAAAUUUUGUCUUUUUGGAGAAAUGUUGUAUGGAAAAUUUGAUGAACAUUUACGAUAAAUUCGUAUGCUACUAAUUAUCGGUGCUAUCAUCACCAUUUCCUUAUUAUCAGCGUUGAUACUUUGAUGUCGCAGGUCGCAGACACAAACAGCUAAUCUUAUUGGUAUAGCGAUAUUAGAUAUAUGAGCAUCUCCUUCCUACGAAUAUUCUUGUCGAAACAUAUUACAGUAGCGAGAAUAAGCAUCUUUUUUUGUGGAAUUAUCGAAUUUCAUUCUUCUUUUAUACACUUAAUUUUAAGACUGAAAAACUCAUCGAACGUCUGUAUUGUGAAUUUAGAGUCAAACAAGGUUCCUAAUCAUGAACAUUAAAAUUAUGUGCACUCUAU